AGAAAGUCGGUCUACCGGUGGGCCACCAGUUCACCGACGUGCGUUCUUCUGAAUGGAUGUCCAUUCUCGCGUAUGUUUCAACUUAUUCGAGUGAAUUAUAUUCAUUCUCAUGAUUUAUCUUGUUUAUUUUGCCACUGUUUUGGAAACUAUACAUAUUUGUUGGGAAAUAUUGGAAUACUGAGCCACUGUGAGGACAUUUCUUUUGCAAAAAACCACCAGAUGUGAAGUUGACAUUUAAAUUACUGGGAGUGGCAACGAAAGUUUAACAUUCCAAGAUACAAUAUCGACAAAGUAUAAGAUCAAAUGCAGAGGUAGAGUAGAAACAGCAAGUGGAGAAUGGAAACAAUGAAGAAUGGAUCAGAAGAAUUUGUCACUGUUGUUAGCGUGGGAAAUCAACCGAAAAUUGAAAACUUUGUAACAGUAUUAUCAAUUGGAAAUGGUCAGAGUGGAAAGAAAGAUUUCUCAAAUUCACCUAAUAAUGUUGAUACAUACCUUGAAGAGGAAGUUGAAGUCUACAGGCUUCCUGGUGAACGUCUGGGCUUUGGACUUAAGUUUGAAGGUGGGAAUAAAACCGCAGAAAGAGUGAGAAGACUUUUUGUCCAGAGUUGUGCUGAACACAGUCCAGCUAGUCGUGCUAAAUGUUCGUGGGGUGGACUUGGAGAAGGAGAUGAGAUUCUCUGUAUUGAUGGGGUGCCAGUAAAGCAUAUGAGCCGUUUAGACUGUGUAAGGAAGCUAAAAGAAUCCCAGCUAGUGAUAAAAUUACUUGUAAGAUAUCGAGGUGCAUUAAAACCGGAAGUUGUGAGUGCCGAACGGAAAUCAGCGACAGAAAAAAAGAAAAUACCUCCAGAAUUACCCUCUGCUCCUCCACCAGUCCCACCAAGGAAGUUGAGACAAGUUCGAGGUUCAGCAGAUGGCGAAGCUAAUCCUAGUCCGAUAAAAAAAGUCCAACAGAAUGGGAAUGAAUCAUCCAUGAAUGCACAAUCGAGUUUACGAGCAUCUAAUAAUAAACCUACUCCACGUGACAACUAUAAUUCAUCACCAAAAAGUAUGAGUAAUGUUAAGAAUGAAAGCCCAAGAAAACUAUCAAAAGAACUUUCAACGGAAGCCAUUAAACUCAAGGAACCACCGGAAGCAAUGGUUUACUUAGAUGCUCGAUCUCAAGAUGGAUCAAGCACACAUGGGAGCACAUCCGAUGAUACAGGAAGUUCACUUUCAACUGUGGUGGAUCGAUUUUCUAGUUCCGAUCGAUUUUCUACAACAUCAACGAUAUCAACAUCGGAACUUCCUCUUGAAUCUCCUUCAAAAGAACGCAUUGAAGAUCAACAAGCAGAAAUUAAUCAAUUUAAAGAAACCUCACAAGAACUUUUAAAAUCUUUUGAACAGCUAGAUCGUGACUUUUGUUCAAAUCCACCAGAUUAUUUGCUUAAACGUCUAGCCAACUCAGAAGCAGUAACUCAUGUAGAGUCAAGAGGAGAAGCCGGAGCAGUUGUAGAAAAAAUAACUGCUGUUGUAGCACCUAAUACAGUCGUGAUCGAGGAGACUUUAACGUUGCAACCACCAUUGAGUUUCCAAGAUGCUCCACUAAGUUACGGACACGAAGCUCGACCUGGAAUAUUCUUAACUGCUGAUUCUUCGACACAUUUUUGUCCAAUCCAAGAUGACAUUUCAGUUGUAGAAAGUAUCAUUGGUGACAGUGAAUUUGAUGUAAGUGAUUUGAAUACAAACGUUCGGGUACCACCUCCACUUCCAGCUCGGAAUCAUAUUAAUUGUAUUUCUGUGAAUCAAAAUGAUGACGCAUCUACACAAGUGGAUGUAAAAUUACUUAAUGAGAGAACUCAAGAGAUGAAUUGUGAAACAAAUGAACCACUUUUACCACCGAGACCUCUUCCAAGGAAAGAUACAAAGUUAAAACGUAAAAGAUUGCCUCCUCCGCCACCUCCUCCUACGCCUAGGAGAGAGUUACCUCCUCCAGUGCCAAUACGGAACUUGGAAUCAAAACCAGGUGAAUCCGAAAGUAAAAAAGAUGUAACUGUUGUUGAAAUCUCAACGAAUCUUUUGCAAGAAUCAAAAGAAUCGGAUGAAAUUGCAUCAUCAAAAGCAGUAAGUUCAAAGAAAAGAGAACCUAUCGAAUCCUCAUCAAGAUCUUUUGAUAAUAAUCAAAAGCAGAUGAAUGGAAUAUGUACGAAUGAAAGUCUAAUUAAAGUUGACUGUGAUAAAUCUAAAUCUCAUGAAAUAAUUAUAAAUAAUUAUUCUGGCAAUAAUGAAUUGUCUUCUUCACCAACUACAAAUAAAGUUCUUGAAAUUAUAGAAAUGAAGACAGUGAAGGCUCUUAAGGAUUCUACUAAGUUGCAAAAUAAAAAUGAAAUUAAUGAAAAAAAGAGUGUUGCUAGUUCACCAAAAGUGAUUGGUCAUUCUUCAGUAUUAAAAGAUGUUAAAACAAAAAAAUGUAAAGCUAAUGAGAGCAAUGCAAAUGAUUUAAAGCUAAGUGAAAACAAUAUUAAUAGUAACCUAUCAAAAGAAGAAUGCAACAAUUUAAUUAAUGAUGAAAAAGAAAUCGGAAAGCUUGUAAAUAGUUUUGAUGAUGAUUGGGAAGAAGCACGAGAGUACCAAGAUAAUGAUGAUAUACAGUUGAAAGACAUAAAACAUGAUAGAAGAGCUGAAGAAUCUGAUUCAUCAGUUGAUACCGAGGAUGAUGAGGUUUAUCAAUCAUUGGAAUGUAUUCUAGAUGAUAAAAAAUUAUCAAAUUUAAAUGGUACAAUCAAUAAUAUUAGACAGACGGAAGAGACUGAUUCGAGUUCAGACAGUGAUGACACAGGAAACGAUUAUUACUGGCAGAGUAAUUUAGCAACAAUUGGAGAAGAGGAUGAAGUGACUUCUUUAGAAUAUACAAGUGUUAACCCAGAAAUAAGCAAAAUCGAUGCAAAUUCCUCUAACAAAGCGAAGCAAUUAUCUGACGUAUCAACUACUGAAGAGACUGAUGGAAUCAAUAAUAAUGAUGUGCAAGAUGAGAUCGAGCGCAUGAGCCGAAUUUCAAAGGAUCCGGAGACGACGGAUAAGAUCACAGAUAAGAAUACGGUAAAUGGUAGGAUGGACAACUGUGGAGGCGGUCAACGCCUGCCCCCAGAUGGGGACGAGUUUCCCGCAGCUUAUCAAGAAUUUAGCGUUACUUCACAGCAGUACCAAGUGUUAGAGUCAUCACGCAAUAGUACUUUGACAUCUGACAACGAAAGUGGAGGUUACAGUUACAAAAAAAGCACCAGUUUUCAAACAGAAAGUCGAAUUUCUCAGUAUAUUAUUCCUAGUGUCAAGGAAAUGACAAUCACUACAACUGAAGUAGUUGAGACUUUACCAGAUGUUGAACGGAGAAAUUUAAAUCCUACUAAUACAUACUUAAGUAACUUUAGCAAUAAUAAUAACAAUAACAACAAGUCAAACAGUAGUAGUCCAAUGCUUGUGUUGACAGAAAGAAAGAUUGAGAUUGCUGAUUAUUACACUAAAGAUUCGAAAAUCGAGAUCGAUACUUCUGAAAAAGAUUAUGUCGAUUGUCCUCCUCCACCUUUGCCUCUGACAGAUCCACCAAAGAUGGAGAAACCUGUUCCACUCGGUAGGAGCAUGUCAACUGACAGUUCAUCGCGGAAGUUUUCGCUCAACGGAGAUUGUCGACGUCAAGACGAUAAAUCCGAGAAAUCGGUGAGGGAUAAAAUCGCUAUGUUUUCAUCUCAGAGCAAUCUUGAGGCGCCACUCUUUCCAGCCAAUCCGAUCACGAGUAUCGUGACAAACUUUAACAGACGACUCUCCAAGUACAAGUCCUCAGAAGAUUUCUUUAGCGAGGAGAAAAGCUGCAGUCAAAAGGACAAAUCGAAAGUAUUUUCAGACCGUACAAUCAGCUCUUGUGACUUAACAGAGUCUUCAUCAAAUAAUAAAUCUGAUUUCCUUUAUGAAAAAUAUGUUGAUCGACCGCCAGUUCCAGUACGAUCGACACCUUUAGAAGAGUUCAAUAAUAAAUCUACUUUUAACUUAAGAAAUGUUACAUCUAACUCUGAGUCAACAACCCAGAAAUCAUCAAAUUCAAGCUUUUUUGCUGACAUUAAGCCAGUUGGGAAUGGAAUAAAAACACCAAUCUCUUCUAGCACGUUGUCUUUAUCUGAUAAGAAAGAAGAUGGAGUUCCAGUCACGAAAACGACAAUGUCUUUAACGAGAGCAACAAGUUUCUCAGGAGGAGUUUGUUCUAACGGUGAACUCUCACCAAUUAACAAUGGUCAAAUCUCCAGAGCUAAUUCUGUUGCGUCCACGUUUAAACGUACGAGUGAGGAUAUGAGAAGAACAAGUCUGAAUCAAUUGAUAGAACAAAGGAGAAAAAGUAUUUCAAAAUUGAGAGGACUUGUUAUUCCAGAGAAAGAUGCCGUUCUUGUUGAUAAACCCAUCAUUGAUUUACCGGAGAUCAAAUCUAGAGAUUCUAUUCUUGUACAACAGAUGCCGAAGGUCAACAUCCAAGAUAAGUGGGGCUCUCAAUCUUCCUUGGCCAGUAAUAUAAGUACUUCAAGUGUUCCAGUGAAAACGACAUCGUUUAAAAUGCCAACUCCACAAAUUCUUCCUAAAUAUUCACCCGCCUUCAAACGUAAGAGUCUCACAGUCUGUGGAACCACUAACAUAAGCAGUACUUCAUCUAAUGCCCCAACUGCCAAUUCUACAACUUCUACCAAUCCUUCAACGCCAACUCAGCAGACGAGUCCUCCAUCAACAAGUAUUUCUACUGAAGCACCGAAGAGUCUUGAAAGUAUCUGCAGUCCUACACGCUCAGACUAUAGCUUUGAGUUCGUUCCAUCCAGCUCUUCACCAGAAAAUUUACGAAGCCGACCCAGAAUUGGUCAAAAAAAACCUCGAGGUGAUUAUGAUGAUUCUGAUAAUGAUUCAGCUGUUAGCAGCUCACAAAGCAGUAUUUCACGAGGAUUUAGUCCCCCUGCAUCACCAGUACCAUCAGAGAGAUCGAAUGUCUCAUCAGAGAGAUCUUAUCCAAUGUCAUUAAUCACCGAAAUACCAUCAAGGAAUCAUUUACUCAACGAAAGGUCACAAUUCAUGUCAAAACCAUUGUCAUACUCAUCAGAAAAAUAUGGCGGAUCCAACCGAUCAUUUAGUGACAGUAGCAGUGGUACAAAUUCAAGUUCUAGAUCUCCACCUUCGGAAUAUAAUUCACGAUAUUCAGCUAUUCCUCAGCGACAAACAUUAAAACGAUCAAGUAGUACUGAAACUAAUUACAGUACUUCGUCAACUUUGACCUCUGGUUCACAAGCAAGUGCUGAGUCUUUGUCGAAAAGAGUCUUGAAACCGCAAAGUGUUGAAGCAAUUAAUAGAAAAAAUAUCUUAGCCAGUGCUAGAUGUAGAAGUGGACAAAAUUUAAGUGGAUCGCCAUUAAUUCAAAGAAAGUUUACUGAUGAUGAAGAGGCUACUACUUUCGGAGAGAAAAAUGGUAAAUGUAUGUACGAAAGAAUGAAUAGUAAUGAAAAUUUAUCCAAUAAUAGCAACAUUAAGGUAGCGUAUGUUGAUAUGAUUGAUAACUAUGACGAUAUCAAAGAAAUUGAUAAAUCGUCGUCAAUUAAACUACCGCUUAAGUCUGAUAUUAUAACAUCUUCUAAUGACCUCAAAAUGUGGGUUCGUGCGGAAGCUAAAGCAUUGUUAGGAAAAAAUUCCAAUCAAACAAAUGGGAAUGAUUUUCAUUCAGAAAAGGAUGCUCACUCUUCCCAAAUAGAAUCAUGUUCAAUUGUGAAUGAAUCUAAGAGUUCAAAUGGUAAUGGUUAUAAUGAAUCUGUUGAGAGUGAAAGUAUCAAGUCAAUAAAAACUCAAAAUGAUGAUCUUCUAGCUACUCUAACUACAAAGACACGCUCAAGAGCACCCAUUAAUUUCGAAGACGAAGCUAUUUUUCGAUCUAAGAAUCAAAUGAGUCUAGAAGAUAUUUUAACUGGAAAAAUAGAUCCUCAAAUUCAUCAUGAAUCUCAAUUUUUUUCGGGAAAAUAUCAAGAAAAUGCUUAUUCGCGUGAUUCUAAGAUUUCUAUGAGGUCAAGUUCAAAGGCAAAUGAAUUUUUAGCUGAAGAAAAAACUUUUGUGUCCAAAAUUCCAACAUAUGGAAGAUCAAAGAUGAAUGAAAGUAUAGAAGAGAAUGGUAGUAUUACUGAAAGAUCUAGAAAUUCAAAGAUCCCACUCCAAAAACCUCUUGGAAGACGAAGUGCCAGCGUGACAGAUAUGAAAAAAGCAAUAGAUAAAUCAGAUUACUUAGUAAAUCAUUACUCAAACAAUGCUUCAAAUCAACACCAGCGAUUUUCAAGUUUAGACAGUAAUGUUGAAGAUCCAAGACCAGUUAAUGGAGUUAAUGGAGAAAAUGAUGCUGAAAAAUAUUUUGGAGAACAAUUUGGAAGUAUUAGCUCACUUGCAAGCAGUACUAGUUUAAUAUCUCAACAGGAAUUGGCUCAACUAGUUGAAGAGGCCAGUUUAGAAGAUAGUAAAGGUCCUCAUGAAGUUGUUGUUGUUCUUCUCCAUAAAGAUAACCCUACUGGAAGUGUGGGCAUUACAUUAGCUGGUGGAGUAGAUUGUGAAGCUAAAGAGAUUACAGUGCAUAGAGUUCUAGCACACUCUAUUGCUGAUAAAGACGGUAGAGUACAGCGUGGCGAUAGAAUUCUUAGUAUUAAUGGAAAAAGCACUCGGGGACUUAGUCAUAAAGAAAGCCUUGCUAUUCUGAAACAACCCAGAUCUGAGGUUGUCAUGGUUGUGUCCAGGGCAAGAAUUGAUGAUGGAAACAGAAUCAAAACGAGGACUGAAAGUGUAGAAACCGUUGUAGAAGGACUUGCACUCAAUGGAGCUGAUGAUACAGCAUGGGGUCCUCCAACGCGAGUUGUAAUUUAUAAAGGUGGAGCUGGACUUGGAUUCAGUUUAGAAGGAGGCAGAGAUAGUCCGGUUGGAGACAGACCAUUAGUCAUUAAAAAAAUAUUUACUGGCGGUGCUGCUGAAAAAACAGGUGCCUUAACAGCAGGAGAUCAGUUACUUGAGGUUAAUGGAACUGAUGUAACGCGUAUGUCAAGAAUAGAAGCAUGGUCUCUCAUGAAGAAGCUACACAAUGGAGAAGUGAAUCUCCUAGUCAGACACCCUGCCAUUAAGUCGUCGUGAAUAGUAGUCAAUUGUCAUAGGCGUUAAAUUAGCAAGUAAUACAGCUGUUUAGCUUUACGAUUCAAAUUAUUGUAAAUAUCUUUUUCUAGAACGUUUCAAUAUGAAUUAACAAAUGGUUCACAGUGAUUAAUGUCUGGGAAAUUUGCCUUGCAAUCAUUAUUCACUGUAAUAACUUAGACUGCUCAUCUGAAAGAUGCUUGCGCAACAAUUCUUAGUAAUGAAGUAAAAGAAAUUGCUAAUAAUUGUCUUCAUUGACCACUCUGUGAAUCCAAUGGCGUAUUGAAGAUACGUCGUACAAGAUUUAUAUCUUAUAUUGAAUAUAAAAAAAAAUAUAAAUAAAAGUUUUUUUUGCUAAACGAUAGUUUAUAUCUAUCGAUAAUUUUCUAUCGGUGUAUUGACAGUGCAAUAUCAUUAAGGCAUUAAAAGGCUUUUAGUAGACUCAAUAAUUAUUAUUUUUGCGAAAAUAUUUUUAGAAAAAUUUUUAAAGAGUAUGAAAAAAUGAAAUAACUAAUUAGUGAAAUUGUAUAUAUAAACGCCAAUUAACAAGCACGAGUCGAGAGAUGAGGAGUAAAAAGCAAAAAAUGAUUGAUAAAAAUAUGCAAAGAUAAUAUAAAAAACUAUUUACAUAAAUAUAGAUAUAUAUUAUUGGAAUAAAAAUAAAUAUUUAAAUUAAA
This is a messenger RNA of Chelonus insularis, 7829 nucleotides long. It is a transcript of the gene bbg, whose product is annotated as big bang. Bases 337 to 7155 code for a protein of 2272 amino acids. The record is from RefSeq and is a predicted model, not a curated record. Gene Ontology annotation, molecular function: protein binding. The transcript has 10 exons. NCBI's taxonomy places the organism in Eukaryota, Metazoa, Arthropoda, Insecta, Hymenoptera, Braconidae.